Messenger RNA from Triticum turgidum subsp. durum (durum wheat), 288 nucleotides. Lineage: Eukaryota; Viridiplantae; Streptophyta; Magnoliopsida; Poales; Poaceae. The record is from the annotation of a GenBank genome assembly.
AUGAGGAUUUCAUCUUUGACGCUACUCCUAACCCUUGCCUUUCUUGUGCUAGCAUCAAAUGCGAAAACAAAACCAGGUUGUACGGUCGUAUACUUGAAGAAGUUUGGUGGGUACUUGAUUGGUGGUUGUGAGGACGAUUGCCACAAGAAGUAUAAGGCGACCAUUCACUGCUCUGACGAUAUGGCGUGCGCUUGGCAAGCCGAUAUUGAUGGCAGCAGGUGUAAGUGCUCAAUGUGCAUAUUCUCCUCCAAGGCUCCAGCAGAGGAAACUGUGAUGUUAACUAGCUAA